ACAGGAGUGGGUUUUGAAUUACCCGCAGAACACGUGAUUAAUCAUGGCUGCCAGCAACUUGUAAGCACGUUUUCUGAUGAAAAAAACCCCUGUUUUUGGCCGUAUUUCUUCUGUUCGUUACCAAAUAUCCCUAAAUGAAGUAGAACUAGAACAAUAGUUAUCGGAUUGCUAGCUGACAUCGGUUGUAAUGCAUUCUCAGACACUGAAAGGGCCUAAACAACACAGUUUGUACAAAGUAGGCCUGCACCGUCCAUGUACAUGAUCAGCCUACUACACUGAACACUGAAGUACAUGUAGCCUAUGUACAUCAUCAUCAUCAUGCACUGCAUCAGCAUCAUGAUCAUGUUGGCCUGGGCCUUCAUACAUGUAAUUGACUCAGUAGACUAGCGGGGCCUAAAGUACUAAGUACGUCAUUCAGAUAUCCAUUGAUUCAAUUCUGUAGCUAGCUAGCUAGGGCCAGUUGCGUUUGUGUUCAGGGUUCAGUUCAGCAGCAGGCCUCUCUUGAAUUGUAGGCCUUUCUUUUAUUUAAGUGGCCUGCCCAUCGCCCCCCCCAUAUGCCUGAUUUGAGGCAUUGAGUGUGUCGUCGUGGAUCGAUAAUAUGCUGUAUUCUUUUAGUCAUUUUCUGUCUUUACCUUUUCAGGGUGAAGAUAAAAGUGGGCGAUGUUGAUGCUAUGGUAUCGCCCGAUAUUUUGCAGAUUCUGCAGAGUCCGGAUUCAGCUCCAGCAUUAAAAAGCAACAUCAUACAACAGAUACUGAGUCAGAAAGCAAGACUAAGUGCUCAAUCACAGGCAGCUCCUCCAAGACCAAGACCAGCCCCAGCAGCUGCUGGAGCUCCACCUGCUCAUGCAGCUGAUGCUCCACACCACCAAAUAGACCAAGCAGCAGAUACUCCACAAGACCCACCAGCAUAUUAUGAUCCUGCUGAUGAUGCUCCACCACUUGAAGCUGAGCCUGUGGCACCCAUGCCCGUUGCCCAUAUUAUUUGGUUACCAAAUGAACAGGCCAAGCUGGUAGAAUUACGGUUGGAACAGGAAGACAAGUUUCGUGCUGCCAACAGGCAUGACCUGCUGUGGACGAGUAUCGCCAAGGAAAUUAACCCAGAAAUUAGCGGAACACAGUGUCUGAACAAAUGGAAGUACAUCAAGUCUAAGUAUACGAAGCAUUUGGAUGGCCAGAAUUCCACUGGGAAUGCCCGGUUACCUGCUCCAAUGUUUUUUGAACAAUUGGACAGGGUUUACGGAACCCGGGCAGUGAACCGUCCAAAAAAACUCAUGGACUCUAUGCGGCCCAAAGAGGCUGUAGACAUGGUAGAUGCAGUUGAGGUUGUUGGGGGUAAUGAUGAUAAUGGGGCUGGGCCUGGGGUAGCUAAAGUUGGUGAACCGCGUCCGAAAAAGCAGAAACUUUCAGACCGGGUCUCUCCGCAAGACAAGGUUGUGAUUCAAAUCCAAGAGAUGCAGGAAGGUCAGAUCCGUGUUGAAAAUAUGAUGGAAAGGCAUCAUGGUGAGAGGUUGACAUGUAUGAACCGCUUUUUGGAUUUGUUCGAAAAGUCAGUCAACCAUCACACUUAAUAGACUAUAGGCCUUAUAGUCCAUGUACAUUGUAGAGCCAGGCAAAGAAAAGGCCUGCAUGGGUAAUACAUGUAUGAUCACAAGUUUACAGUGUGCCA
Messenger RNA from Lineus longissimus, 1666 nucleotides. RefSeq lists its product as uncharacterized. NCBI's taxonomy places the organism in Eukaryota, Metazoa, Nemertea, Pilidiophora, Heteronemertea, Lineidae. The transcript has 2 exons. The record is from RefSeq and is a predicted model, not a curated record. The coding region runs from base 672 to 1568 and encodes 298 amino acids.